AUGGCUGUGAAGAAGAGUGGAGGGAAUGCAGGGGACAACUCGCCAUUGGGUUCGGGGGGAAGCAACGGACAAGGAGGACCUACAAAUAGUAGGUUUUCUGGUGGCGGCGGCGGCGGCUUCCACACAAAUGGACACGAUUCAAAAUGCUCAACGUAUUAUAGUGGGGGGAAAGGAGGUUUCGGAUAUCAUCAAGGGGGAGAGGGUGGAAGGUAUUGGGGUGGGUUUGGAGGUGGCGGUGGUUUUUGUCCAGGAGGGAAGGGACCGGGCGGAGGUGGAGGUUAUUCUGGGGGAAGUGGUGGGGCUAAUGAACAUAUUUCCUGUGGGGGAGGGGGAGGUUCUUUUAACAAUGGAACAAGUCAGUGUAAUGAAUGUUGCUAUAACAGCGCUAGUCAUGGCUGGGUAAACAUCACAUUUUUCCAAUGAAGAGCACAUGACGACACUUUUUUAACGUUUAGUGGUAAACUACUUUCGCUUAAACGUGUCCUUAAUGCAAAUACAGUUUCCAAUUUGCCAAUAAAUAAACAGGUAAAGAAUUUGCACUUGUUCGUAUUUUGCACAAAAAAAAAAUUGUUAAGUUGGUUCUCCAUAUUCAUAUACAUUUCAAUAACUGUAUUUCCUCGAAUGAGCAUCUGCCAGGCGCUUACUUAUAAUUUUGGCUAAAGGGAGGGGCGCUUAUCGAAAGAGGGAUGUUUAUUCGAGGGGGGGCGCUCGUAAGGAAUCUAUUAACCUGUACUAAUUCCACUGUAGCUGAAGCUUAAAAAGUUCUAUAUAAAGUGGCAAUAAAAAUUGAUUUUAUAGGCAAGGGAGCAGAUGCCAGGUCUGUCCCAAUUGUGCUCGCAAAAUGCUGAAAAGUUGUUCUCUGAAAUGUCAAAAAGUUGCUAAAAAAUUGCUUAUAUUAAUAAAGUUGCUACUUAAAUUUCUUGAAAUUUUGUUUGUAGACAGUAAUUAAAAGCUUUAUUUUUCGUUCUACACAAUAAUUUCUAACAUCCGAAAAGAAAUAUAGCUUGAAACUUAGCUUUAAGAAGUUACUUACAAAUAUGGGUGUAAUUUAAGAAUAAUCUGGAAAAUAAAGAAACGAAGAUGGAUUUUUUUGGGCUUCAUUUCAGCCAAUUAUCCGUUCUAAUUAU
Molecule: messenger RNA, 1127 nt
Organism: Pocillopora damicornis (cauliflower coral)
Lineage: Eukaryota; Metazoa; Cnidaria; Anthozoa; Scleractinia; Pocilloporidae
Molecular function (GO): calcium ion binding
Source: RefSeq, a predicted model, not a curated record